UGCUUUUAUGGGUUUUCUGCACUAUAUUUUCGUGUGUCAACGCUUUGAAACUAGUUUCUAUCAGAUAAAGAGCUUUUUUAGACCAUCAUAAACUCUUUGUAGCUUCGGUUGAUGGGUGACCCAAAUGAAUCGUUUCUGAACACCGUAACAAUAGAUGCGAGGCUUCUUGUUUCAGGUGAGACCUUGGAUGACCUUCGGUUUGAGUGUGCAAAUGCAAGCGGCUACUGCGUGCAUGGUAAAUUGAGGUGCAAUGGCGUGGUGGACUGUCCCGACGGCUCCGAUGAGGCGAACUGCGACGGACUCCGCCAGAAAGAAGACGCGCGACCCUGGUUCGAAGCUUACAAAAAAGGAAGUCGGGAAGACUAUUCCGAUUUACAGGCGGCCGGAAUAACCGGACCCGAAAACGUCCGGAAUAACGGCCAACAAAUUGAAGACUUCAUUACUCAGUGCUCGUUCGAUUCUCUUGUUUGCGAUGUUGAAGACUUUUAUACGUGGCAAAAUGACGUGUACGGAAACUGUUUUACUUUCAAUCACAUCAAAAAACCCGCCAAAACCACAGUUCGCGAGGGUUCCCAAUAUGGUUUGAAACUCGCGCUUUUUGUCGACCAAGAUGACUACGUCGGGCUACUAUCACCGGCUUCUGGAGUUCGGGUCUCGAUCCACUCGCGAAACAUCAAACCGUUUCCCGAAGACGACGGACUCUCAGUAUCGCCAGGCACCGCAACAUCAAUUCGGAUCCACGAGAAGAAAUUCACUCGUCUCGGUUCUCCAUACGGUGACUGUACCGAGAACGUCUGGCCCGAGUCAGUAAAAAGCGAUUCGGCUUUGGAGUUCGAUUAUUCGACCAAGUCGUGUAAUAAAUACUGUUUCGCCGAGUACAUUUUCAACAAGUGUGGAUGUUUGAGUUCGUUGAUAUUGGCUAAAAAUAACACAAGAGAUGAAGAUUUUUGUACAAUUAUAAAUGUGACGCAGAAGAUUUGCCAAGAAGAGGCGUUAGUUGAUUACAGCACAGGUAAACUGCAGUGCAACUGUAAAGUACCAUGCGAAGAGUACAAGUAUCAGACGACUCUCUCUUCGGCUAAAUGGCCCGAGAUGUCUUAUUUGUGGCAUUUUGUGCGUAUGCUGUACCGCGAAACAGGUCGAAAGAUCAAAGAGUUCACUUCCGAUAUCCGAAACAACCUCGUGGAAUACAAGUUCUCGACAUACGCAGGCCUCCAAGGACUCAAAGAGGUUCGCGAGAACUUCGUCAAACUCGAGAUCUAUUUCGACGAUCUCUCGCUGGAGGAAAUUUACGAAGAAAAACAGCUGUCGAUUGAGACUUUUCUCAGCGGAAUUGGAGGUUGUUUGGGACUAUGGGUUGGUCUCAGUAUUAUUUCUCUAGUCGAGGCGUUUGAAGUUGCAUUUUACAUGGUCCACUGGUGGUGGAACAAAGUUUCUGUGAACGAUUCAAAAAAAUGCGAAUCAUCUUCGUACGCGAAUUCAAAAAACUACAACGCCGAGCUAAGCCCAAUGGGUAAUGUUUUGGGAUACGUUUCUAGGAACGAUUUGGGCACAAAUCCGAACAUCCCGCCGAAACAAAAGGGUUUCGCAAAUCUUGCGAGUAAUGACUUUGAGUCGGAUCGCUGCUCCCCUUUUUUGAAACCGACAAAUAACUGCGGGUUUAUUCAAGUUAAUAACUGCGAAAAUGAGAGUCCUUUUAAAGUACCGAGCAGAAAAUUCCGACCAAAAAACGAGACACAACCGCCUCCGAGCUGGCACGAAAGCGUGAACAUUCCGAAAUAUGAUUCGAAUUCUUGGAACCACAAAUUUUUAGGAAAUGCACCUCCAAAUUACAAUAAUAUAGUUGAUGGUGAUCAGUUAUUGGUUAAUAAUAACGCGCUUCAUGAAUCAUCCGCGCCCCAAGACCGAUCGACUGUUUCCGAGAGUUUAAGCGACGACCCUCAACGGUUCCUCAGGGUCGGAAAAACAUCAAACAAACUGUUCACUAAUUUCAUUUGAAUAUGUUUGAGUUUCCAUCUAGCUGUAUAUAUUCAUUUAUAUAGUUUAUA
This is a messenger RNA of Symsagittifera roscoffensis, 2048 nucleotides long. Its product is annotated as acid-sensing ion channel 4-B-like. The record is from RefSeq and is a predicted model, not a curated record. Gene Ontology annotation, molecular function: protein binding; ligand-gated sodium channel activity. Gene Ontology annotation, cellular component: plasma membrane. The coding region runs from base 112 to 1998 and encodes 628 amino acids. NCBI's taxonomy places the organism in Eukaryota, Metazoa, Xenacoelomorpha, Acoela, Convolutidae. The transcript has 3 exons. Gene Ontology annotation, biological process: sodium ion transmembrane transport.